Lycium barbarum (goji berry) is the source of this 579-nucleotide messenger RNA. RefSeq lists its product as uncharacterized. The record is from RefSeq and is a predicted model, not a curated record. The coding region runs from base 1 to 579 and encodes 192 amino acids. The transcript is spliced from 3 exons. Lineage: Eukaryota; Viridiplantae; Streptophyta; Magnoliopsida; Solanales; Solanaceae.
AUGGCUAGAUAUGGCCCAGCAAUUGUGGCUGAGAUGGAGGACAGAGUUCAUUGUUUUGUGGCGGGUUUAAGGCCGCAUUUGAUAGAUGGUUGUACGACUGCCGCAUUACAGCCGGGCAUGGAAAUAUCUCGUAUACAAGCAUAUGCACAGAAUUUGGAGGAGCGCAAGCGUCAGCGGAGGACUGAGCGUGAUCGUGACCGGGGCCAUGGCAAGAGGGAUAGAUCUUUAGAUAUCGGGGGUGCGUCUCGGGAGGACAGAGACAACAAUCAGAGUUCUAGAGCUUCGAGUUCUCGGAAUAGACAAGAGUCAGGCCAGAUGAGACCCCCUUUGCUGCGUUGUGCCCAGUGUGGCAAGUUACAUGCAGCUGCAGCUCUUGGCGGAACUGGUACGACCGCUGGCUGGGCUUGUGCUGCUGCAUCUCCCGUUGCCUCAUUAGGAACCACUGAAGGCACGGGAUCAUCCACUGGGACUCUGCCCCCAGCUGGGGCUUCCCCUCUACCAGCUCCUCCACCUCCUCCUCAUCCUCUAGCUACUGCCGAGCGUGUUCUCGCCAUCUUCGAGAGAGUGAAGGACAAUUAA